Trypanosoma grayi is the source of this 1820-nucleotide messenger RNA. RefSeq names its product ATP-binding cassette protein subfamily A, member 5. The record is from RefSeq and is a predicted model, not a curated record. The transcript has a single exon. The annotation marks the transcript as partial. Gene Ontology annotation, molecular function: lipid carrier activity; ABC-type transporter activity. Gene Ontology annotation, biological process: lipid transport; transmembrane transport. Lineage: Eukaryota; Euglenozoa; Kinetoplastea; Trypanosomatida; Trypanosomatidae. Gene Ontology annotation, cellular component: intracellular membrane-bounded organelle; membrane.
AUGUCGUAUUACAGUUUUCCUGACGACAGCGACGCCUCAGUCGAUGACAGAUCCGUUUUUUUCGACGACAACUGCAUUUCGUCUGACGGCAGCUCCCCCCCAUUUGAGGACGUUGACGACUUUGACAGCCCCACCGAUCCGGUGUUACCUUCAACGGAUAGCGGCGUGAGUGAAGAGCCGGUACAAGAAGGCACGUUCUGGGGCCAGUUCCUUGCCGUUGUAGAACGUGUGGUUCGCCAAAGUCUCCGAAAGAAGUGCGCGCUGUUUCUCGAGAUGUUCAUCCCUAUUCUGUUUGUGAUAAUCACAGCGGCGCUUUCGUUGAUGUGGGGCAUAGAGGACGUGCCAGAGAGACAAUAUGUCGACUACGCGAACCCAGGGAACAACACUGAGACGGGACUGUAUAGUUUCGUGACGUGCUACAACGCCAGCGGCGGGAACUUUAUUCGUGGAGUUCAGUCGUGUGAAAUAGCGUGGUUUGACGUCACUUGUGAGGGAGAUGAGAGCGGAUUGCCUGUUAAGGGUCUUUGUUAUGCUGUGGACUUCCGGGAGGUUGGCCCUGCCUCCUUGUGGCUUUAUGCUUUUGGACGAAGUAUGUGGAGGAUUCCCGAGUUGGAUGACGUGAUCAUGUACCAGUGGCUGACGCGCAAGGUGCCAGUGGAGAGUCAGUUUGUAAACCUAUUAACAUCCGGGCUGUUUGUGAGCUCUCGGCUGAGUGCGAUCCGAUCCACCGGCCGCCUGUACUUCGUUGGUUCCGGCUUAGAUGGACUCGUUGACUACUUUAAGGCUCGCUCUUUGUUUUUCGAGUAUGUGAGCGGAGGAACGUACGAGACACUUGAAGAUGCAUAUGACGUGCUGCGCUCUUCAAAUGACAACUGGGCAAUCGUGGAGGUUGUGUCCCUCACGGAAGACAACUUUGAUGUUGUGGUUCAUCUUAACAGCACGGCGCUGCCGCCACUCUCCCUUGUUCAAGACCCCAGCUACGCAGGCGGUUACGCAACUGAGCGUGCGGAGUUGUAUGCGGUAUCUGGAUUUCUGUCCAUUCAGCAGUUAGUCUCGGAGUACUACCUGAGCUCUGUUGCGGGCAAUGGACAAGGCCUGGCGGCGCCAAGGGCGCACUUCUUCGUCCCGUUCGGCUUCCCGGAGUUCAUACACGUGCCAAUCCUCGCCAAUACGGGUCCGCUGCUUCCGUUCAUGUAUGUGCUGGCAUUCCUGUACCCCGUGUCGCAGCUCACCAAAAAGAUUGUCCUGGAGAAAGAAACACGGGUCCGAGAGGCGAUGCUUAUCAUGGGCCUCAGCAACGCUCCCAUUUACAUGUCGUGGUACGUUGUGUACACGGUGGAGUAUGCCAUCGUGUGUCUCCUAAUGGUUGGACUCAUGAGUCUGAUGUAUAUGGCGCGCAGUGACCCGUACGUUGUAUUCUUUCUCUUUUUCUACUACGCCAUCAGCACGAUCCCGCUAUCCGGGCUCCUCGCGACAUUCUUCAGCAAGGCUCGCCUGGCCUCGCUGCUGUCACCGCUUAUCUACUUGGUCAUGGCGGUGCCAGUGUUUGCCGUGACAAAUGGAAGCGGGUGGCUUACCACAGUUUUCUGCCUCUUCUCCCCAACCGCCUUUUCCGUUCUGAUGAUUGCACUUGUGCAGCACGAACUUGGCGGGGGCUUCAGGACGCAGUUCAACAGCCAUCUUGACAGUCCAACAAUGCUCGUGACAGUACUCAUGCUGACUCUGGAUUUUUUCCUGUACAACGUUCUCAUGCUGUACUUUGACGCGGUGCUGCCGAAGGACUGGGGCACGCCGAAGCAUCCGCUCUUUUUUAUCAUCGA